Messenger RNA from Cannabis sativa, 2199 nucleotides. RefSeq names its product beta-glucuronosyltransferase GlcAT14A. Gene Ontology annotation, cellular component: membrane. Gene Ontology annotation, molecular function: glucuronosyltransferase activity. Lineage: Eukaryota; Viridiplantae; Streptophyta; Magnoliopsida; Rosales; Cannabaceae. Bases 553 to 1743 code for a protein of 396 amino acids. The transcript is spliced from 5 exons. The record is from RefSeq and is a predicted model, not a curated record.
AACAUAAUUCUAAAAACUAAAGUGAAAAAAACAUUGCCGAACACCCUCCUAGUCCUAGUUUCCAAUGUUUACCAAUAAUUUUUAUUUUUCACUAGACUAACCAAGAUAGUUUUUCUUCAUUUAUUUAUUUUGCUUUCUUAUAAUUUUUUUUCCUCCAUUCCAUACAGUAUUCAAUUUUAAUUUUAGCAACCCUAAAACUCAUUUCCCUUUCCCAUUUUACUCACAGCCGCGAUCCUCCUAUUAUCUCUCUCUCGUUCCCCCGAUCCGAUCACUCGCUCAAGCUCCGAUUCCGACUGUCUUCCUCAGGCCCUCCGCCCCCGGCUCCGACCGCCUCCUUUAAUUCCCCCGGCCGUACGAAUCCCACAGUUCCCUUACCCCAUCCCUGUUCUCUCGGCCUCCAAGUCUAACUCACAGGCACGAACAAACAACCACUCACGGUCAUACCCACACACCGUAGACUACGAUCUCUACCCUCCCUUUGUCAAACUCUCUCAGCUUCUAUGUGGUGAUUGAGGAAUCUAUAUUUGGACUCAAUUUUAUAGCUCACCAAUUAUGGGAGCUGAGAGAAAAUGGCUUUUGACCCUUUUCUCUGCUGCAUUUCUUUCACUCAUUAUAUUGUUGUUCUCUUCAAUUUCGGCCUUUAGCUUCUCGAAACCCUUUCCAUCGAUUGUUCAAGUCGGGUCUCACUAUCCGCCAGCAUUUGCUUACUAUAUAUGGGGUGGACGAGGCGACUGUGACCGGAUCUUCAGGCUAUUACUUGCAGUUUAUCACCCGCGUAAUCGGUACCUUUUGCAUCUGACGGUGGAGGUAUCGGAGGAAGAGAGACGGAGGCUGUCUGGGCUGGUUAAGUCGGUGGCGUCAAUUCGGGCCUUUGGAAAUGUGGAUGUAUUGGGGAAACCUGAACGGCUUACUUACAUGGGGUCUACGAAUAUCGCCACCACUUUGCGUGCAGCGGCUAUAUUGUUGAGGCUUGAUAGUGGUUGGAAUUGGUUUAUUACUUUAACUGCGAUGGAUUACCCGCUUCUCACACAGGAUGAUCUUUCUCAUGUCUUCUCAUCUGUCAGAAGAGAUCUCAAUUUCAUCGAUCACACUAGCGACCUUGGAUGGAAAGAGUUGCAAAGGUUUCAACCAAUUGUAGUUGAUCCAGCGAUCUACCUAGCUAGGAGGAGCCAAAUUUUUCAUGCUACAGAAAAACGAAAAACACCAGAUGCUUUUAAAGCAUUUACAGGUUCCCCAUGGGUCACCCUUAGUCGAUCAUUUCUCGAAUUUUGUAUACUUGGUUGGGAUAACUUGCCACGAACCAUGCUGAUGUAUUUUACCAAUGUAAUUUUGUCCCAAGAAGGCUAUUUCCAUUCCGUCAUAUGCAACUCUCCCGAGUUCAAGAACACUACAGUGAACAAUGAUUUGAGAUAUAUGAUCUGGGACAGUCCGCCUAGGAUGGAACCUCAUUUUCUCAAUGUUUCAGAUUUUGAUCAAAUGGUUCAAAGUGGAGCUGCUUUUGCAAGACAAUUCGCGAAAGAUGAUCCUGUGCUGAAUUUAAUUGAUGAAAAGAUUCUGAAGCGUGGUCUCAAUCGACCUUCCCCAGGUGCAUGGUGCUCUGGCCGGAGAAGUUGGUGGAUGGAUCCCUGCUCUCAAUGGGGUGAUGUCAAUAUUAUGAAGCCUGGCCCUCAAGCAAAAAAGUUCGAAGAGUCCAUCACUAACCUUCUUGAUGACUGGACCUCACAGUCAAAUCAAUGCAAAUGAAGAUGAUUGUUGUAGUCGACUAAGAUCUUCUAGGACUUGUUCAGAAGAAUGCAAUUGGUUUCCAAUUCAUUCUUUGGCCUCUGUAAGCUCAAAUUUUGUGGGAGUUCCUCAUGCCAGAGCUUAGUGAAUGUGUAUCACAGGGGUUGAAACGAAGGGGGCAUAUGGAGUUUUAUGAUUUUCGGCUGUAUGUAGAUGAGAGGGCAAGUAUUUCAUUGUUGAGCCAUCCCACGACCUCUGUGCUUCCAUUCCCAUUUCGUUGUAUGUUCUGCAUAACUUUGGAUUAUGUUAAUAGUGGUCGAAUGCUAGUGUAUUUAUUUAGAUAGUUCAUUCUUUGAUUUCUGAGGUUCUUAGUUAGAACUCUUUAACAAUUUCUUUCUAACUCUUUAAAUUCACUAUUUUAUUUACAAUUUUUUAUCAAGUUCAUUUUUACAAGUCAAGUCACUUUGAUUUUACAAA